GGGAAGUAUAGGAGUUUAUACAUCAGAGGAUGUAUCGAAAACUUGCCCUUUUCUCGUUACCAUAAUUUGAAAUUGAAUGUUUGCUGCGGGAGAAACUGGUUGUCUAGAUCGAUGACCAUGCUACUAAUUUGUUUGCACUCAAUUUAUUUCCCUUCUCUACUCUCUCAGCUUCCAUGACUAAAACCCUCCUCCAAAAAACUGUUAUCUCCAUUUCCCAUUCUCCAUUAGCAGCACCCCAUGACCUCAUUUUCUCUCUCUUGAAGAAAUGCUUGAAAACACCCCAGCUGAAACAGAUGCACGCCAUCAUGGUCAAAAUUUCUCUUUCUCACGACUCUUUUGCAGUAAACCAAUUCGUCUCUGCCUGCUCGAGCACAGGCUCAAUGGACUAUGCUAUUUCAGUGUUUGCCCAUUUGCAAAAGCCCAACAUAUUCGUUUGGAACUCCAUGAUCAAAGGCUUUGUGCAUUGCCAUUCUUAUCAAGAGGCCAUUUCCAUGUACAAGAAGCUCUUGGUUUCCUCUGUUUCAGCAACCAGUUACACUUUCUCUUCUGUGAUCAAGGCUUGCACCCAAGUAUUUGGCUUGAGCUUAGGAAAAUCCAUUCAUGGCCAAGCUUUGAAAUGGGGUUUGAAUUCUCAGGUCUUUGUUGGAACUGCACUGAUCGAUUUGUACUCGAAUUGUAGUGAGGUUAUAAAUGCUCGUAAGGUGUUUGAUGAAAUGGAGGCUAGGGAUGCAGUCGCUUUUACCGCGAUGAUUUCAGGUCAUUGCAGGAUUGGUGAACUGGCAUUUGCUCAAGAACUCUUUGAUGCCAUGCCUGAGAAAAGCACAGCUUCAUGGAAUGCUUUGAUUGAUGGCUACUCAAAGGGUGGUGAUAUAGAAAAAGCAGCUUCACUCUUUGAUGAAAUGAGUCAUAAGGAUUUGGUUUCUUGGACCACCAUGAUCUCGAGCUUUUCAAAAAAUGGAAGGUUUAAAGAGGCUAUAGCUGUGUUCAAAACGAUGGAGGCCCAAACUGUGAGCCCUGAUGCAGUAACCAUGGCUACGGUGAUCUCAGCUUGUGCACACCUAGGGGGCCUUGAUUUUGGGAGAGAGAUACAUAACUAUGUUAGCCGAAAUGGUUUCAAUCUCGAUGUCUUUAUAGGAUCCUCUUUGAUCGAUAUGUAUGCAAAAUGUGGGAGCUUAGAGAGAUCCCUUCUGGUUUUCUACAAGCUCCUUGAGAAGAACCUCUUUUGUUGGAACUCAAUGGUCGAGGGGCUCGCCAUGCAUGGACAUGGCACGCAAGCCAUCAAGCUCUUCGAAAAGAUGGAAAGAUCAGGAGUUAAACCAAAUGGGGUGACCUUUGUUGGGGUUCUCAGUGCUUGUGCCCAUAUAGGCCUUGUCGAAAUAGGCCAAAGAUACUUCUAUGAGAUGACCCAUGAACAUGGCAUUAUGCCAUGGAUUGAGCACUAUGGCUGUAUGGUCGAUCUUUUAGGGCGAGCAGGUCACUUAGAGGAGGCAGUAAGGCUCAUGGAAAGCAUGGAAAUGGAGCCUAAUGCAGUGAUAUGGGGUGCUCUUUUAGGGGGUUGUAAGAUUCAUGGCAAUGUGGGUUUGGCUGAAAUUGCAGUCAAGAAUUUAUUAGAGUUAGAGCCUGGUAAUAGUGGGUAUUAUGUGUUAUUGGCAAAUAUUUAUGCAGAGGAGAAUAGGUGGGAUGAGGUUGCAAGAAUUAGGGUUUUGAUGCGAGAGAGAAGGGUUCAAAAGGCCCCUGGAUUUAGCUCAGUCGAGAUCGGGGGCAAGGUUCAUGAGUUUGUGGCUUGUGGUAUGUCUCAUCCUCAGUCUGAGGAGAUAUAUGGAAUGUUGGAUGAGAUGGUGGUGCACCUGAACCUUGCUGGCUAUGUACCCGAUGUUGGAUUCAUUUCAGAAAAGAUGGGUGUUGAUGAGAGAGAAGGGAUGUGUAGAAUGUAGUUGGGGAACUGGGUGGAGGAUGAAGAGAGAGAGAAGGGAUUGGUGAGAAGGGGGCCUCAGAAAUGGGGUGUUAAAGAGAGAGAGAUUCAUCAGAGAGAGAGGACUAGCUUGGGUGAGGCUAAUGGUUGGAUUCAAGAGUUUGUGGUUUAUGACAACUCCAAGUCCCAAUCUCAAGUGAUCCAUUGCCUGUUUGGGUGAGAGGGGCAAGAAUUCAUUCGAAGGGAAGAAAUGCAGCAGCUACAAUCAUAUCAUACAAUCCUUCUCUUGACCAGUGUCUGACCACCUAAUUAGGUGGCUUAGCCCUUAAAAAAAUAGUUUGGGGUCUCCUUUUUAUCAAAUUUUUUGAGACCAUAACAUUUUAAAAAAAAACAAGUGUCAAUGUUUUCAAACUAAUUAAAUUAUAGAUCGAUCAUCGAUCAAAUGGAUAGUUGGAGUAUGUAUUUGAAAGGGGACAUUUGAAGCAUCUAUAUAUCAUUUAAAAAAAUUAUAUGAAAUCAAUUAAAAUAAUAAUAAUAACACCACCUUUAAGGGGAUCAGCCAUGUCUUGAAGGUGAUUCUGCGAACCAACUAGUAUGCUCCCCAUUUACCCAUCACAACCAAGAUUACAAUACCUGUGAUAAUAGAUACCAUUCAUGGGUGGGUCUCACCAACACUGGAGGACAUCAGUUUGCAGUAGAAGGAAAGUCAAUUUUUCUAUGAUAUUGGUGUUGAUAAAAACCCACUAUAAUCAGCUCUAUCAUGCUGAUUUCUGUCAGAUGAAAGCAGCAUAGACUCAAACUGAACUGAGAGAGAGAGAGAGAGAGAGAGAGAGAGAGAAUGGAUUGAACUGAAAUAAUGAGAGAUAAUAGUAGGACCUUUUAGGAGUGCAUUCAGAGCCUUGGAGACUUCUGAAGAGGAUAGACAUUGCAUGUGGAAGGAGGUUCAGCAAGUGGCAUUAAGUGGUACAAAGAACUUUGGGAGACACCAUGGUGUUGAAAUCGGGAAGUAUAGACAGCCUGGUCUUGAUCACUGCCAUUCAGAGGGUUGAAUUGUGAUGAUCCUGAUUCUUUUUCUCUUGUUUGUCUGAUAUUUUCCACAUUGUUGCAUUAUCACAAUUGUACAUGUUGGAUGUUGCUUAUUGUAUGCACAAACGUUUCAGUCUGAACUACAUGAAAAUUUAUCUGG
Amborella trichopoda is the source of this 3098-nucleotide messenger RNA. RefSeq names its product basic helix loop helix DNA-binding superfamily protein. Gene Ontology annotation, molecular function: protein binding; RNA binding. The record is from RefSeq and is a predicted model, not a curated record. NCBI's taxonomy places the organism in Eukaryota, Viridiplantae, Streptophyta, Magnoliopsida, Amborellales, Amborellaceae. Gene Ontology annotation, biological process: RNA modification.